UGAAUAGGAUUGUUCUAUUUUUUUCGAUUACUUGUAAUUUCUAAAUAAAAUCAUGGACGUAGAGAAUCUAAAGAGCUGGGUAUCACAACCAGACGUCUGUCGGUGCUGCCUUUCAGCCAGUGGUACCUGGGACCUCACGGCAUCGUACGUAACAGAGGAUGGAGUCAAAGAAGUAUUUUCAGACAUUUUACAGGAAUGUUACGGGAUUUCACUCUCGUGCUUAUCAGAGUGGGGGCCAAGUCGGUUGGUGUGUGCGCUAUGUGUAGGACACCUGAGGGACGCCACCAGCUUCAAAAAACAAGUUCUAGAAGCAGACAGAUACUUUGCAGAAUACCUUAGUAAAAAAGAGUGCAUUGAAAUGAUAAAGACUGAACCGGGUUCUGACCGCAGUGUAGAUGACUUUGCUGAGCAACUGGAAAUUCCUACAACAGACACAAGUCAAUUGAUAAAAGAUGUGAAGUCAACGUUAAAACAAAAUAAAUCUGAAAAUAGAAAGAGACACAAACAUUCAAGAGCUAAAGGAAAAACAAGAAAAGACUCUGACUAUGAUUCUGAUACUCCUUUGACAUUACUGACGAAAAGAAGUCAGGAUAUUGACACAAAUAAUAUUGAUGUCAAUAUUGAUGACAAUAUGGGACACAUGGAUCUACAGUGUGAAGAAAUUCAUCAUGAAAACAGCCGCCAGCCUGUCAAAAUAAACGCAACCAAGCAAAUAUCAGAGCGCAGACGCGUCAUUUUGACGUGCGGCGCCGUUCUGCGGGACACCACGGCGUGCCCCUUCCGCCACCACAAAAGCUGGUUCCAAUGCUUCUUCUGCCAUGAAAACUUCAUUCAACUCAAUUUACUAAGAACCCAUACGAACGAAACGCAUUCUGACAUAGAGGGAGAAUUAAAAAAAAUAAAGCGCUACCCGCGCUCGCUUCAAAUCGAAAUUUCGAAUUUGGAAUGCCGACAUUGCAAUUUGAAUUUGACAGAUGUCGAAAACAUGCGCCGCCAUCUUAGUGACGUCCAUGAUAAGGUUAUUUAUAGGGAAUGCAUCGCUGAUUAUAAAGUUGAUGCGAGUCCCUACACAUGUCAUUUGUGUACGCAGGAGUUUCAUGUUUUUAGAACAUUGACGACGCAUCUGAACGAGCACUACGCGAAUUGCAUUUGUGAUGUUUGCGGGAAAUCGUUCCUUAAUUCUAAACGGCUUAAGGUUCAUAAACGUACGCACGACACUGGCAAUUUUCCGUGCUCUGAAUGCGGGAAAAUACUUAAAACGAAAACAUCUAAAGCUAAUCAUAUGGAGAGCGCGCAUUCAAAACGCAUAAUAAAAUGCCAGAUAUGCUUCAAGCCUAUGAAACACUAUAAUGAUAGAAUCAAACACAUGUCAGAAGCGCAUAAUAUUACGCAUAAAUUUAAAUGCCCGAUUUGCUCGAGAGAAUACAACAUAAAGCAUUAUUUGGCAACGCAUAUAAGACAGACGCACGGGCAUAAGAAUAAAAAAUGUUCUGAAUGUGGGAUGGCGUUCAUAACUAACCAUGGUUUGAAGAAACAUAUGUUGAAGCAUACUGGGGAAAAGCCGUAUACUUGUUCAGUAUGUUGUAAAGCUUAUGCGAGGAGUUAUACUUUGAGGGAGCAUAUGAGAGCGCAUGAAAAUGAUCGGAGAUUCAUGUGCCCUGAAUAAUCAAUAUAGAAUUAUCGAGCUGGAAACCUUCAAGAGUGACUCCCGAAAGCUACAUAGAAAAUCGUCAUCUUAGAUCAAAUAUCACGCUAAUAUUGAAAAACUCCACAAUACUUCCUUUCAAACAUAUUAACAAAUA
Cydia fagiglandana is the source of this 1802-nucleotide messenger RNA. RefSeq names its product zinc finger protein ZFP2-like. The record is from RefSeq and is a predicted model, not a curated record. Lineage: Eukaryota; Metazoa; Arthropoda; Insecta; Lepidoptera; Tortricidae. Bases 53 to 1666 code for a protein of 537 amino acids. Gene Ontology annotation, cellular component: nucleus. Gene Ontology annotation, molecular function: DNA-binding transcription factor activity, RNA polymerase II-specific; RNA polymerase II transcription regulatory region sequence-specific DNA binding; zinc ion binding. The transcript is spliced from 6 exons. Gene Ontology annotation, biological process: regulation of transcription by RNA polymerase II.